Molecule: messenger RNA, 3383 nt
Organism: Ahaetulla prasina
Lineage: Eukaryota; Metazoa; Chordata; Lepidosauria; Squamata; Colubridae
Gene: TUBGCP2
Product: tubulin gamma complex component 2
Exons: 17
Coding region: 132-2843 (903 amino acids)
Biological process (GO): meiotic cell cycle; mitotic cell cycle; microtubule nucleation
Cellular component (GO): gamma-tubulin small complex; spindle pole; centrosome
Molecular function (GO): microtubule minus-end binding; gamma-tubulin binding
Source: RefSeq, a predicted model, not a curated record
AGACGGGAAGGGAGGGGCUAGAAAAGGUGGAGCUUUUGGCGCCUCGCUCCUAACGGCAUGGCCCUGCCUUGCAGGGUUGUUGUGGCUUCACCGCCCCUUGAGAAGCCCUGAAGGCUUCUUUCUUCGCCAUUAUGAGCGAGUUUCGGAUUCACCACGACGUGAACGAGCUCUUGAGCCUGCUGCGAGUGCGGGGCGGCGGGGAAGGGGCGGAGGUCUACAUCGACCUGCUCCAGAAGAACCGCGCCCCUUAUCUCACCACCACCGCCUCAGCCCUCGGCGCUAAGGUUAAAAUUGCAGAGUUUUCACGGACUCCGGAAGAUUUCUUAAACAAAUAUGAUGAACUAAAAUCGAAGAACACAAGACAUCUUGACUCACUUGUGUAUUUGCUGUCCAAGCUUACAGAAGACAAAGAGACAUUACAAUACUUACAACAGAAUGCAAAGGAAAGGGCAGAACUUGCAGCAAGUGCAGCAGCCAGUAACAGUGGUAGCAGCAGCCUCACUUUCUCUGUCCCCUCAACAUCUUCCAAAAUGACUGCUCAAGAACUGGAGGAGUUACGGAAACAGCUGGGCACUGUGACAACUGGCUGCAGCUCACAGCAGCCUCUUGAACUUGUACGAAAGGCUCUCCGAGAAAAGCAGAACAAGAAAAAUUCUGGCCAGCCUAUCCCAUCAUUCCCUUCCUGGGUGUAUGAAAGACCAGCUCUUAUUGGAGACUUUCUCUCUAGCUCUAGUUUAAGUACAGAUACAACUGUGCCAAUAGGUACUUUACCAUUGGCAGCCCAAGAGUCUGCAGUUGUAGAAGACCUCCUGUAUGUUUUGAUAGGUGUGGAUGGCAGAUACAUCACAGCACAACCCCUUGUUGGUAGAGAGACUCGUACUUUUUUAGUGGAUCCCAAUUUAGAUAUGUCCGUUAAGGAAUUGGUCACUAGAAUCCUCCCUGUCGCUGCAAGCUACUCCAUAAUAUCCAGGUUUGUAGAAGAGAAAUCUUCUUUUGAAUAUGGACAAGUAAAUCAUGCAUUGGCAGCAGCAAUGAGGACCCUCAUUAAAGAGUACAUGAUCCUGAUUACCCAACUGGAACAUCUUCAGCGCCAAGGGCUCCUCUCACUGCAGAAGCUUUGGUUUUAUAUUCAGCCCACAAUGAGGACCAUGGAAAUCUUGGCUUCUCUUGCUACUUCGAUAGACAAGGGCGAAUGCAUGGGAGGUUCAACACUCAGCCUUCUCCAUGACAAAACAUUCAAUUACACUGGGGACAGCCAAGCCCAGGAGCUGUGCCUCUAUUUAACCAAAGCUGCCAGUGUUCCGUACUUUGAGAUAUUGGAGAAGUGGAUCUAUAGAGGAAUUAUCAACGAUCCUUAUAGUGAAUUCAUGGUGGAGGAACAUGAACUCCAAAAGGAAAAGAUCCAGGAGGAUUAUAAUGAUAAGUACUGGGACCAAAGAUACACCAUUGUCCAGCAACAAAUUCCCUCCUUCCUGCAAAAGGUUGCUGAUAAAAUACUUAGCACAGGGAAGUACUUAAAUGUGGUCCGGGAAUGUGGCCAUGAUGUUACCUGCCCAGUGGCAAAGGAGGUGGUUUAUACCUUGAAGGAGCGUGAAUAUGUGGAACAGAUUGAGAAGGCCUAUAAUUAUGCCAGCAAAGUCUUGCUUGAUUUCUUGAUGGAUGAAAAGGAGCUUGUGGCCCACUUAAGGUCCAUCAAACACUAUUUUCUCAUGGACCAAGGUGACUUUUAUGUCCAUUUCAUGGAUUUGACAGAAGAGGAGUUGAAAAAACCAGUAGAUGAUAUCAUUCCGACUAGAUUGGAAGCUCUUCUGGAAUUAGCAUUACGUAUGAGCACAGCUAACACUGACCCAUUUAAAGAUGAUUUAAAGAUUGACUUGAUGCCCCAUGAUCUUAUAACACAGCUCCUGCGAGUUCUGGCCAUUGAGACAAAGCAGGAGAAGGCCAUAAUCAAUGCUGAUCCAACAGAGCUCACUCUCAGUGGCCUGGAAGCAUUUUCUUUUGACUACAUUGUGAAAUGGCCAUUGUCUCUCAUCAUCAACAGAAAAGCCUUAACACGGUAUCAGAUGCUCUUCAGACACAUGUUUUAUUGUAAACACGUGGAACGGCAGCUGUGCAAUGUCUGGAUCAGCAGCAAAACAGCUAAGCAGUGUUCCCUACAGUCAUCAAAAUGGUUUGCGGGUGCUUUUACUCUGCGUCAGCGGAUGCUCAAUUUUGUGCAGAAUAUCCAGUACUAUAUGAUGUUUGAAGUGAUGGAACCCACAUGGCAUAUUUUGGAGAAGAAUCUUAAGUUGGCCUCCAAUAUUGAUGACGUCUUGAGCCACCACACAAGCUUCUUGGAUAAUUGCUUGAAGGAUUGCAUGCUUACCAAUCCAGAGUUACUGAAGAUUUUUUCCAAGCUGAUGUCUGUGUGUGUCAUGUUCACCAAUUGCAUGCAGAGAUUUUCCCACAGCAUGAAGCUAGAUAAUGAAAUGGACCGCCUCACUGUAGAGCAUGGGACUAUGAGAGGCCCACCUACUAAACAGGAAAGAGUAGAGGAAUCCACACGAAAACAGCUUGCUAAUAAGUUUUUAGCAGAGCAGGCAGAUUCUUUGCAUGUAAGUUCUGGCUUUGAGGCAACAAUAAACAAGUUUGACAGCAAUUUCUCUGCACAUCUGCUGGACCUCCUGGACAAACUGAGCAUUUACAGUACCAAUGACUGUGAGCACAGCAUGAUCAAUAUCAUCUACAGAUUGGACUUCAACGGCUUCUACACAGAGCGACUGGAGCAUAUGUCUGCAGAAAGGAGUCAGAAGACUGUUUUGCAAGUGGCUCCUCCUCCCAAAGUUGCUGUCUCCACUCAGUGAAAGGGCUGGUUUUUAUGAAAAUCAUUUUCCCGAAGAAAAGUGGGAAGAAUUAGGAGCUGGUUUGAGAAUGACAUGGUUUCAUCAACACUUAUGUCGCACAAAAGUUGAGCAGCAAUGGAAAUAUAAAACACAAACUCUAGCAACAAUACUGUGUAUAAAGGAAUGUGACUCUGAAUGCUUCUAUAUUUUUAAAUCCAAGCAUUUAAAUUUGAAAUUUUCUGUAUUAUAGAUGAAAACUAGUGUUUCUAAGUGGCAUCUUUGGUCUUUAAAAAUGUACUUUUAUAUGUUCAUCUUUAAGUCCUGGCUAGCUAAUUGUGUCAGUGACUGCUCAAUUCACUCAAGAAAUAAGAUAAUGCCACCUAUUUUGAUCAGAUAUUAACAAUUUGGAGUGGAAUCAGUAAUAUUACAUGAACUUUCAUGGACACUGUUCACUGCUACUAGCCAACUCAGUUUAAUAUUUGCACUUUUGCCGAGAGCUUAACUAUCUCCUGUUGUGUACACUCCAUUCAGAUAAAGCUUCAUUAAAUGUAAUCGAUUUCA